GGAACUGAAAAACGUUCAGUGAAUUGUCAGGUUCAUUAUCGAACGAAGCACGAAAUCGUCACGUCAUUGUCCAACAAUGACUUAUCGGACGUUAAUAAUAACAAAAUCUUGAAUUUCAAAAAUUUUAAUGAAGCUGUCUGUCGAAGCGUGCGCACAACAUACCACUGCAGCUGCAGGCAUAUAUGGUACCCGGAGAAAGUGUUUUACCUUCAUCGUCUGAGACAGUCACUGGGAGGCGGUCAACUUGAUCGGCAGUCCUCUUCAAUCGAUAAUACUGAAAACAAUUGUUUGUGAAGCUCCGCUGGAAGAAUUAAGAAAUUCAAAAUCAAUGAGUUUUGCAAUCAUUACGCGCAUCUAUCGUAAAUUGCAAUCAUUUUAAUAAAGUUUAUGGAUACAAUUUGUUAUUAGUGAGUGACGUGAAGACAAUUACUAACGAUGAAGCGGUCUCAGACGUUGUGAUUAAUUCAAGAUUUUUUUUUUCGUUGUUAAAUUGCACCAUCAACUUUUUAUAGUCAAUCAUUCAUUUUUCAGAAAUAAUGCUGCUGGCGAUAGCAUUUUGGUUGCUAGUCGGAGCCCUCGUAUUAUGGGCAUUAUUGGACCCAUUCAGCAGAGUAUCACGUGCCCUGUGGGAGGUCCUUGUACCCAUCAUAAAUCCAGCGCCGGUUGAUCUGAAAUCAAAGUUCGGGGACUGGGCAGUUGUAACUGGAUCGACCGAUGGAAUCGGUAGGGCUUAUGCCAAGGAACUCGCCUCUAGGGGUGUCAAUCUCGUAUUGAUCAGUAGAACACUGGAGAGACUUGAAAAGACUAGGGAAGCGAUUCUCGAUGUUAAUAAUAAAGUGGAAAUUAGAAUUGUGACUGCAGAUUUCAGUAAAGGAAGGGAAGUUUUCGAAAAGAUUGAGCACGAAUUGAAGGAUAUACCCGUUGGAAUUUUAGUGAACAAUGUUGGAAAGCAGUAUUCAUACCCAAUGGUAGUCGGGGAAGUUCCAUCAGAUGAACUCUGGGACAUUAUAAACGUAAACGUGGGAGCAUCAACGUUAAUGACAAGACUGGUGAUACCAGGUAUGCAAAAACGUAGGAAAGGAGCCAUUGUGAAUGUGUCCUCAGGCUCGGAGAUGCAGCCCCUUCCUCUGAUGACCGUUUACGCUGCCACCAAGGUUUACCUGAGAAGUUUCUCCGAAGCCCUGCGAGCAGAGUAUGAAAAAUUCGGCAUUACCGUUCAACAUCUCACACCAUUAUUCGUUAAUACGAAGAUGAACGCAUUCAGCGAUCGAUUGCAGGUGUCCAGCGUCUUCGUCCCCGAUGCAACGACUUACGCAAAAAAUGCUGUCGUAACUCUUGGUAAAAUUAAUUCCAGCACAGGAUAUUGGGCGCAUGGGAUUCAGAAUAUAUUCGCGCUCAUACCACCCGUCUGGAUGCGCACGAAAGUGGGACAAUUAAUGAAUGAAGUAUUUCAAAAGGAUUAUAUCAAGCAGAAGAGCAUAUAAAUGUGUAAAUAUCAGUAUAAAAAAUUAAACAACGUAAAUCAGUGAUAUCUGUAAAUUUUUUUCAUUUUUUUUCUAACACUCGCAGGUGUUUUUUUUACAUCUGUACAUUUAUUACUCGAUAUUCAUUAUUUUUCUUUGUAUUUAAUUUAAUAUACAACAUUCUUAAUAAAUAUAUUUAGUACCGA
Molecule: messenger RNA, 1669 nt
Organism: Diachasmimorpha longicaudata
Lineage: Eukaryota; Metazoa; Arthropoda; Insecta; Hymenoptera; Braconidae
Product: inactive hydroxysteroid dehydrogenase-like protein 1
Exons: 6
Coding region: 537-1484 (315 amino acids)
Cellular component (GO): endoplasmic reticulum
Molecular function (GO): oxidoreductase activity
Source: RefSeq, a predicted model, not a curated record